AUGCUGGACGGCCUCCUGCUGCUGCCGGCGCUGAUGGUGAUGGCCAUGCCCUCCCGCAGCCUGCAAGACGAUGAGCUGGCGGCGAACGUGGUGCAGUACGAGUGCGUGUGCGAAGGCAUGUCCUGCGGCAAUGGGGACCGCUGCCGUGGCCAGCAGUGUUUUGCCUCCCUCAGCAUUAACGAUGGGGCCAAGGUCUACCAGAAGGGCUGCUUCCAGGUCUACGAGCAAGGGAAAAUGACCUGCAAGACACCCCCCUCUCCCGACCAGGCUGUCGAGUGCUGCCAGGGCUACCUGUGCAACAUGAACAUCACCGCCCAGCUGCCGUCCUCGAAAGGGCAAACUCUUCAGGGCGAAGCUGUAGGUUACAGCAUGGAAACACUAAUCAUUGUUAUACUGGCUCCUGUGGUAGUGCUGAUAGUUUUUUCUGCGGUAGCUGUGCUGGUCAUCCGGAGAAUACAGAAAAACCACAUGGAGAGGCUCAACUCCAGAGAUGCAGAAUACGGCACCAUCGAGGGACUGAUCGCAUCCAACGUGGGCGACAGUACAUUGGCCGAUUUACUGGACCAUUCCUGCACAUCUGGAAGUGGCUCUGGGCUUCCUUUCCUGGUACAAAGAACAGUGGCUCGCCAGAUCACGCUUGUCGAGUGUGUAGGAAAGGGCCGAUACGGAGAGGUUUGGAGGGGUCAGUGGCAAGGAGAAAAUGUUGCUGUGAAGAUCUUUUCUUCUCGGGAUGAAAAAUCCUGGUUCAGGGAAACUGAAUUGUACAACACUGUAUUGCUGCGUCAUGAAAACAUUUUGGGUUUCAUUGCGUCUGACAUGACUUCCAGGAACUCGAGCACUCAGCUGUGGUUGAUCACCCACUACCAUGAGAUGGGGUCUCUCUACGACUACCUGCAGCUCACGACCCUGGACACCAUCAGCUGCCUGCGGAUAGUCCUCUCCAUAGCUAGUGGUCUUGCACAUUUGCACAUAGAGAUAUUUGGAACCCAGGGCAAGCCGGCCAUUUCCCACCGGGACUUGAAGAGCAAAAACAUCCUGGUCAAGAAGAACGGGCAGUGCUGCAUAGCAGACCUGGGCCUUGCCGUCAUGCACUCCCAGAGCACCAACCAGCUGGACGUGGGCAACAACCCGCGCGUGGGCACCAAGCGCUACAUGGCUCCCGAGGUGCUGGACGAGAGCAUCCAGGCGGACUGCUUCGACUCCUACAAGCGAGUUGACAUCUGGGCCUUCGGGCUGGUCCUCUGGGAGGUGGCGAGGCGCAUGGUUAGCAAUGGUAUCGUAGAAGACUAUAAACCACCGUUUUAUGAUCUGGUUCCAAAUGACCCCAGUUUUGAAGACAUGAGAAAAGUGGUGUGUGUAGAUCAGCAGAGGCCGAACAUUCCCAACAGGUGGUUCUCAGACCCGACACUAACAUCACUUGCCAAGUUGAUGAAAGAAUGCUGGUAUCCAAAUCCAUCAGCGAGACUAACAGCCCUGCGAAUCAAAAAGACUUUGACCAAAAUUGAUAAUUCCUUAGAUAAACUGAAAGCUGACUGUUGACCUUCUUCUCAUGGUGCUCUCCUGAUAGGAAGGCAUUUGCCUGGACAGAAGCAGUCUGGCCAGGCAGGUCAUGUACUUGGUCCCCCCGUGGCUUCUUACAGACACAGAAGUUCUUACCGGGCCGCCUGUUUGGGAGACAUUGGAACCCUCUGGACUUUGCUCAGUGACUACAACGGGCAUUUCACAAACGGUCAAGCUCUGGAGCCUCGCGGUGGAGGCGCUGUUGCAAAGGUAGCGAGUGGCCUGAAGGAAGACAGAGAAAUCCUAAGACAAGAUCAGGGCAUUAAACAAUGGCUUUGAA
Nothoprocta perdicaria is the source of this 1840-nucleotide messenger RNA. It is a transcript of the gene ACVR1, whose product is annotated as activin A receptor type 1. Gene Ontology annotation, molecular function: SMAD binding; transforming growth factor beta receptor activity, type I; ATP binding. The transcript has 9 exons. Lineage: Eukaryota; Metazoa; Chordata; Aves; Tinamiformes; Tinamidae. Gene Ontology annotation, biological process: transforming growth factor beta receptor signaling pathway; dorsal/ventral pattern formation; protein phosphorylation. The coding region runs from base 1 to 1539 and encodes 512 amino acids. The record is from RefSeq and is a predicted model, not a curated record. Gene Ontology annotation, cellular component: BMP receptor complex; plasma membrane.